CAUCCAUUCACAUGCCCGUUGGCAUUUGAUGAUCUCAUGCCGAUGCUGCAAGAUAUGUUGAGCCAAAGGUCUAGCUUUGCUGUGCUGCUUGCAGCCCCGGCAAUUGCGCUGGUAGUUCAAUCCUUGCCAUCAAGCCUGCGGUUUCCCUUGGCAGUGAACGUUGGCCUUUCAGCCGUGGGAUAUGUGGCCACCUCUUCCAUUGUGACAGCACUUGGGCCAACCUUUAUAAAAGCAAAUUUGCGUGGAAUCGAUCUCAAUAAGAGGACCACCAAGCGCGACGCGGAUGGCAACCUCUUACGGCCCAUAGAGGGGAUUGCCAUCCCAGAGUCUCAAGGAACAGUAUGUGCUGCGGUGUACAUCCUUGUUUUGUCCGUCUUCAUCCCAUUUGCGUUUGCUUCCUACGACUUGGAGCGCUUUCCGCAUGCUGACAUGUCGGAGUAUUUGGCAGCUGUGCUGACCAUAACAUUUGCCUCUUUCAUGGGAUUUGCGGAUGAUGUGCUAGACCUGCGAUGGCGGUACAAGAUCCCGCUUCCUUUCUUGGCCACACUGCCGUUGCUGUCCGUGUACUAUGCCAAUGGCAAUGCGACUGGAGUGAUGGUUCCAAAUCAGCUUCGCUGGCUAUUUGGUGAGGUAGUUGAUUUAGGCUUGGGCUUCUACGUCUUUCUCUUGUGUCUGUCAGUUUUCUCCACGCAUGCCAUCAACAUUUAUGCAGGAGUCAAUGGCUUAGAAGUUGGCCAGUCCGUGGUCAUCGCUUCGUCAGUUCUAGCUCUGAACAUCCUUCAACUUCAUCGGAUUCCCGAGCAGUUUAAGGAGUACCGCGAGAGUCAUGUGCAGUCGAUCUUCUUGUUGAUGCCCUUCUUGGCAGUGAGCAUGUCUUUGCUCCAGCAGAACUGGUUUCCUGCAAAGGUGUUUGUGGGCGACACCUACUGCUACUUCGCAGGAAUGACCUUUGCAGUGGUCUGCAUCAUUGGCCAUUUCAGCAAAACCAUGGUGCUCUUCUUGCUUCCGCAAAUCUUCAAUUUCUUAUAUUCUUGUCCUCAGUUGUUUCCGUUCAUCGGCAUCCCCUGCCCGCGACACCGGAUGCCCGCGUUCAAUGGCUCAGACGGAACGGUGUGCAACAGCUUCGCGGAGUUCAAGCCGGCGGAGCUGAAGCCGCUCGGCAAGAUGGCCUACGUGAUCUUGAAGAGCUUGAGGUUGGUUUGUGUGCAACCUGUUGCAGAAGGGACAGUGCGUAUGAGCAAUCUGACACUCAUAAACCUGGUGCUGUACGUCUUUGGACCCUGCAGAGAAGAUGUGCUUUGCUGUCGACUUCUGGGCAUCCAAGUCGUGAGCUCCUUGCUGUGCUUCCUGCUGCGUUUCGGCCUCGCUUCCUAUCUGUUUGACGUCGUGUUGUGAGCGCUCCAAAGUGACUCACCGACAAUCGGUGAAUUGGCGACUCCUGGGACGUGCAGUAUUCAGGAGUAGUCUGGGAGAAUGUUGUUUCUCCUGGCAAUGUAUGUCAGAUGUUGCCUGAGCGCUGCC
Messenger RNA from Effrenium voratum, 1521 nucleotides. NCBI's taxonomy places the organism in Eukaryota, Dinophyceae, Suessiales, Symbiodiniaceae. The record is from the annotation of a GenBank genome assembly.